This is a messenger RNA of Balaenoptera ricei (Rice's whale), 2070 nucleotides long. It is a transcript of the gene PTGES3, whose product is annotated as prostaglandin E synthase 3. Gene Ontology annotation, cellular component: nucleus; cytosol. Bases 444 to 926 code for a protein of 160 amino acids. The transcript has 8 exons. Gene Ontology annotation, molecular function: Hsp90 protein binding; prostaglandin-E synthase activity; protein-folding chaperone binding. Gene Ontology annotation, biological process: chaperone-mediated protein complex assembly; telomerase holoenzyme complex assembly; telomere maintenance via telomerase. The record is from RefSeq and is a predicted model, not a curated record. Lineage: Eukaryota; Metazoa; Chordata; Mammalia; Artiodactyla; Balaenopteridae.
CAGCGCUAGGAAGGAUCGCGAAGGAGCUGGGAGGCCCCGCCCUUUCCGUAGAUAUCUCUAGAAAGCCCGGCAGGAGCCCGAAAACAAAGAGUGCGCACGCGCGGCGGCUAGGCCCGGGCAUUUUGCUGCGUCACCAGCCGCCGCCCGGCCUCACCACCCCUCGCUCGCACGCACGCACGUUCGUUGUCCGUCCUCGCGCCCCUUUUCCUACACUUUCCUCUUCUUCUCGACCGGAGGAGUCGCUCUCCCCGCGCGGUGCAUUCUGGGGACCCAGGUCGAGCCCGCCGCUGCCGUCGCUUAAGGGAAGCGAGAAGAGGCCGCUGCCGGGGAGAAGACGCCGGAGUCGCCACCGGAGAGGAGUUGCCUGCCCAGGAGCUGCCGCCGGAGACGCCCGCCACCCGUUCGCCCGCCACCCGUUCGCCCGUCCCCCUGCCCCGUUCACGAUGCAGCCUGCUUCUGCAAAGUGGUACGAUCGAAGGGACUAUGUCUUCAUUGAAUUUUGUGUUGAAGACAGUAAAGAUGUUAAUGUAAAUUUUGAAAAAUCCAAACUUACAUUCAGUUGUCUUGGAGGAAGUGAUAAUUUUAAACAUUUAAAUGAAAUUGAUCUUUUUCACUGUAUUGAUCCAAAUGAUUCCAAGCAUAAAAGAACGGACAGAUCAAUUUUAUGUUGUUUACGAAAAGGAGAAUCUGGCCAGUCAUGGCCAAGGUUAACAAAAGAAAGGGCAAAGCUUAAUUGGCUUAGUGUGGACUUCAAUAAUUGGAAAGACUGGGAAGAUGAUUCAGAUGAAGACAUGUCUAAUUUUGAUCGUUUCUCUGAGAUGAUGAACAACAUGGGUGGUGAUGAGGAUGUAGAUUUACCAGAAGUAGAUGGAGCAGAUGAUGAUUCACAAGACAGUGAUGAUGAAAAAAUGCCAGAUCUGGAGUAAGGAAUGUUGUCAUCGCUGGAUUUUGAGAAAGAAAAAUAACUUCUGCAAGAUUUCAUAAUUGAGAGAAUUCCUAAAUUGAUAGCUCUAAAGGCAGAUUCUGUAUUUGCCUCCUUUAACCCAUUUUUCAACCUGUUUGUUUUUUUAAAGGCUUCACUAAGGGUUGAUAUGUACCAUUGUAUGGGGCAAUUUUAAGUCAGCUAAGGCAAUAACCUUAUGCAUGAACAUUUCCCAGAUUUCCAUGAUGCUGUUGAGGUCCUAGGCAAUUGAUAAAGCAGUUGUGAUAAAUAAAAAACAUUUUACCUAAGUCUCCUUUACUUCAUAACAUAGAUACUGACAUGAUUGGAAGCUUUUGGCUUAGGGAAAGUAAAUUUUAGAUUUUAGAACAUGGACUCAAAGUGGCUGAAACAAAUUGGUUGAUACUUUAAGCUGGUAACAUGUUGUUCCUCUGGUAUAUCCUUCAGGAUUGUUCCACUAAAGUUUUAUUUUUCAAAAAAUUUACUUCACAUUAUUGUACGUAAGUGAUCACUUGUCAGUGUUCCAGAUGUAUCUUAGCUAAAACUAGUGAAUGCCCUAACUUAGAUGGUUUUGAAGCCUGUACAUUUGGUAUUGUUUGACCCUUAAACUUUUACAUCUCUUAGCAUGGAGGACGAAGAAAGGCUGUACAUUGUUGCUUGAGAGUCUGUACAUUUAGACCAAAUUUGUAUUUGCACUGUCAGUAUGGCAAAUGAGUUAAAAAAAUGUUAAUACACUAUUGGAUUUUUUAUUUUAUUAUUAUUUUUUUUUGAUUCAGCUUGUACCUGGGCUGAAAACCUCAAUUUAUGUUCAUGAUAGUGGGGAGUUUUUUUAAUGUCUACAUUCUUUCUAAUAAACUGUUGGAAGACUUCUUGGCUAUCCUUUCAAGUGUCUGGUUUACUGUAAUUUCAUGUAUUGCCAUUUACUGGAAUUGAGUUUUUAUUUUUGCUUGAGGAAGAAUUUGGGAAUAUUCCUCUGUUUGGGAAAAAAAAAAGAGGCUUGCUGUAAUGUCACAGAAAACCUUUUAAAAGUGGAUCUGUAAUAGAAAAUUGUAGAUGCACUUUGCAACAGUUGGAAAAGAAAGUGUUGUGAUUUGAUUGAAAUAAAACUAAAUCUGUUGUCCUCCUCUAAA